Messenger RNA from Anarrhichthys ocellatus (wolf-eel), 1537 nucleotides. RefSeq names its product translational activator of mitochondrially encoded cytochrome c oxidase I (gene taco1). Bases 71 to 970 code for a protein of 299 amino acids. The record is from RefSeq and is a predicted model, not a curated record. The transcript is spliced from 6 exons. Lineage: Eukaryota; Metazoa; Chordata; Actinopteri; Perciformes; Anarhichadidae. Gene Ontology annotation, cellular component: mitochondrion.
AACCAGGAAGUACCGGUUUCACAACAAGGACGGCAGCAGCUGCGCGUUCUCCUGACUUGUCAAAACUGGCAUGGCGGGGGCGGCGGUGCUGAGGGCUCUCCGGACCCUGCGCCCCCGGACACCAGUCGCGAUCCUAGGCAGGUUCCCGGCCCCGCUGGAGUGCGUCCUAACGCCGGCCUCACGCGUGUUGUACCCGCCGUGGAGGACCUCCACUGUCAGGACGCUGCAGCUGUGCUCCGCCUUAUGUGCCGGACACAACAAGUGGUCAAAGGUGAAACACAUUAAGGGACCUAAAGAUGAAGCGAGGGGCCGGAUGUUCAUGAAGUUUGGUAUGAUGAUAAAGAUAGCGGUGAAAGAAGGGGGCUCCAACCCAGACAUGAAUGUAAACUUAGCCCACAUACUGGAGCAGUGCAGAAGCAAGAACAUGCCUAAAGUAGCCGUAGAGGCUGCAAUCAAGAGUGCGGAAAAAGCUAAACCAGCGUCCCAGCAUAUGUUUGAAGCUCGGGGGCCCGGUGGGUGUCUGCUGCUCAUCGAGGUCCUGACGGACAACAACUCGCGUACCCACCAGGAAAUCAAACGCCUGCUUAACAAGAACAGAGGGAUGCUGUCAGACGGAGCGCGCCACAACUUCAACAGGAGGGGGGUGGUUUUGGUGCCAGGCCAGAACGUCUCGACAGAGAGAGCUCUGGAGCUGGCCAUCGAGGCGGAAGCCGAAGAUGUCCAAGAGACCGAGGAUGAGGAGGAGCAGCCCCUCCUGCAGUUUAUUUGUGACAUGGCAGAGGUGAGGAAGGUGCGGGCCUUGCUGGAAGAGCUGGGAAUGCAGAUUACGUCUGCCGGGUUGGAGUUUGUUCCCCGCGCCCUCUCGUCUCUGGACCAGGACCAGCUGGAUGCUGCUUCAACACUAAUAGAAGCACUCAAUGACUGUCCAGACGUAGUUCGAGUCUGGGACAACAUCCAGGCGGACAGCUGAGCACGGACACUUGGUGGACACUGAAUAGCUCAUAUGUGGGAUAGUUGAUGUCACAGAGAAAUGAUACAUGAACUACUUGUCAACACCUCAUGCUGCUUUUCAUUAUCAGCCUGAAAAUACGAGUGUAUUGGUCAUUUCAAUGCUUUCUUUGUGGGACUUGGAAGUGAAAUGUAAUUGUGGUCCUUGUUCAAAUCUAAAGUGAUAUUUCUUGAAUAUUUUCUCUCGUCAGCGUGUACUUAAAGAAGUUCAUCAACAGCAGGACUCGAGCAAACAGAAGUGAAAUAACGUCCAUAUUUGCAUCUCUUCUUUUACGUAGACGCUGUAAAAACAGAGUUUGCCAAGCACGUCUUAAAAAAAUGGUUAGCUAGUCAUUCAUCGGAUCCUAGAGAAAUGAAAAUGUAUUAUCAAAGUGUAAUUUCACUUUCAUUAUUUGAGGAAGGAAGCAAUAUUUAUAUAUUAACAAGGAUCAAUUAAAAGAGCACUCAUUUAAAGAUCCUCUCUAGACAUAAAAAAACCCUGAAUAAUAAUUUGUUCAAUUACCUCUUUAAAAAGGUAUUAAAUUACAUC